AUGGACGCCGCUGAUGGCAUGGAACAGCUCUUUGCUGCGCAUACGGCCGUGCCUGCGUUAGACGUGUUGCAGCAGCUCCGAAAGGGCGUCAGCCAGCAGCAGGCUCAAGCGCUGCUGAACAUCCACCGGGAAUAUCUUCAGUUGAGCAUGUGUAGUUUUGGUCGGCGGGGUCGACCAUCGUACGCAUUCCGCACGGAAGCCGAGGUGCAGCGUCUAUGCAACAUCGCCAACAUAUCCGUACCCGAGUGCAGGCUUCCGAGCACGAAAGACCGGGGGUCGCAUCUCAAGAAUCAACCAAGCAUCCAUGUGCCUCUGCAGAUGAAGACGCGGCGCGCUUCUGGGCGACGGAUGUCGGUCAGCGUUUACGUGGUAAGGCGAGAACCAAGGGGCGGCAUACUUGUGGUUAUGGCCGUGGUAUAUCGAAUGACCGCUCAUCUGCACCGCGACAUUAGCGGCUGUGCUGUCAUGCCGCUUGAUGCCCAUGCAACGUGUCUGGACUGCAUGCAUCAUGCUCUCAUUGCCAUGGGUGCCACUGAUGUGCCCGCGCCAGACAUUCUGCUGGCGACAGUGGUGGGAGCCAUUACCGAGUCUUGGGACAUGAUGCGCUUCCAAGUGCUACAUGCCCAUGCCAGCAGCCUACCCAGCACCUGCACGGUGGAGCAAUAUGGAGAAGCUCUACAGCAGCACCGCCUGCUGCCAGGCGCCAUCGAGCUGGCGGUUCUCACCCAUGCUCUGAACAUUGCACUUACAGUGUUUGACCCAGAUGGGUUGCAGAUGUGCUAUUGGGGCUCCAGCACAGCGCCAAUGGAGGUGUGCCUCAUCCGGCAGAUGGGCCUCGCUGGCACCCCCGUGUCUUACCACCUGUUGGAUUUGGUACCGGCGAACAGUGGCAAUGAGCGAGCAGAGUUUCUGGUCUUCCAUCCACCAGACUAUACCAAGGCCAUCGUGUCGUUGGACACCAUCGACCACCUGUGGAUAGGCCUAGUGGAUGUUGGACUUGGUUUUUUUCCAGCGGCCUUUGGAUUUGUUGCUGCCAAGCUUCGACAGCAGCAUUGCAUGGAAGCGCUGGUCUUGGAUUGGGCACACGACUCCACGCGCCGGGUCAACAUGCUGCCCCCAGCACUGCAGGAGCUCAACCUGGCUGUUGCCACGGACGGGACCCCACUGGACUAUCGGUUUGGCCUGUCUGCGGAGAUGGCCAUGUUCCCCUAUCUGUUUCCCUUUGGUGCUGGCGCGUUUAUGGGCGACACGACCCUGGUCAAGUACUUAGCAUACCGCGCCAACAGCAGUGGUGGCGGCGGUGGCGGCGCGGGUGCUAUGUUCGUGGCGUCGCCGACACGUGGUGUGCGGCGCGCCGGGGCGGUGCUGCUUCAGCAGCAGCAGCAGCAGCAGCUGGGAGUGUUCGACAGCCUGCAGCCGCCGCAGCAGCAGCAGGUGGCGGCGGCGGCGGCGGAUCCUCCGCUGCAUCCCAGCAUUGGGUAUUUCAAAAUGUCUCCUCCCAACAGCAUGGGCAGCAGCAGCGGCACCAGAGGCCCGGCCUCACACACCAGGAACUCGCAUCAUGGCUCCGCUGGCGGUGCCUUUGGCAGCGUCGCGAUGCUCUUCCCGACGCUGCGUCACGGCGCCAGCGCAGACGACCUGCCCGGCGGGGCGUCAGCGGCGGCGACGGCACCGUCGUCGCCGCCGCCACCAGGGCCGUUGUCGCCGCGAUACCCACCCGCCAGCGGCAGCUCGACGCCGUACGCGGGUGUCACUGGCGGUGGCGGCGGCGGCGGACACCUGCUGGGGCUUGACGUCGCGAGGAUGUCCAUCAGCGUCGGCGCCGCCGCCACCGCCGGCGCUACCGGCGGCGGUGCGGCGCCCUCCCUGGCCCGCGACAGCUUGCAUUCCGCCGUCAUGUCGGAGCCGGAUACGGAGCGAGUUGAAGCCGCCAGCAUCAAGUGCGUGGCGGAGUUCCCCGACUGGCGCAUAGGCUCCCAGGGUGUUUGUGCCGUGCUGGAGAGUGUGCUCCUCGACUACAAGUCCCAGCACCCUAAUGUGAGUGAUGAGGACGCCAUCCAUCACAUUCUCAAGCACAAGCUCCCGGCCACAUUGCCCAACACGCCUGCAUGGCACCGCAGUAACCUUCAAGAUUUGCUGUGCAUGGUGGACCGCCUUGGCAUGCCAUCAUUCUUCCUCACCCUCACAACCGACGAAGUGUCAGCCACACGCUGGCCCGAAGUCGAGUCGCUGGAGCAAAAGAUGCAGGACUUCUGUGCUGGCUUCACAUGGCAAGACGCCCCAGCUGAGAACGCAUUCAUCACCCACAAGCGUGUGCAGUCCUUCAUGACCGACGUGCUGAAGGCGGGCCGCGGGGCAGUCCAGGCUGGCGGGGCCCUUAGCUGCGUCACCAACUGGGUGCGGAUCAACUCUGCGAGUUGGUCCUUCUACAUGCUGAAGUACACUAUGAAGACGGAGCCAGUGGGGAAUGUGGAUCUCACUGCUGUGUCAUGUGUGGCACUGGGCGUGCCAGCGGACAGCAGCACGGGUGCAGCAGGUCGUGACUACUUCGUGCGCCUCAUAUCAGCAUACCUGGCGUCCAUAGUCAUCAGCCCCACGCUGGCAUACCUGACUGCGGCCAACAUCCACACAGUGACAAUGUCAGCCGGUGUGCAGUACAUCGACUCGUCACCACCCACAAGCUGCACACGGCACGUGCUGCAGACUGGCCCCAUUGGCAAGGCGUGUGGCCAUCUGGACCUCAGCAUGCCGCCUGAUGCAGUCGUCACCGCUAUCCUGGCGCAGCAGGCUGGCAUUGUGGUGCUGAGCGACGGUCCAGGCUGUGGCAAAACGUUCGUGACCAAGAAGCUCACACGACUGCUGCAGGCUGCAGGGAAAUCGGUGCACCUGUCCGCCAGCACAGGGGCAGCCGCUGUGCGCUUGAGCCAGUUUGCCACCACCAACCAUACCGCCUUCAACCUGCCUGUCAGCCAGCAGCACCGGCCCACGGCCUGUAUGCGGGAGAUGCGCACCACAGAUGUGCGGGUGCUAGUGCUGCAGGCAGCAGAUGUCCUCAUCCUGGAUGAGUUCUCCAUGAUGACUGCAGAGAACUUGAUGCACAUUCUCAUCACAUUGUGGCAUGCCAGUGAAGAGCCCUCCAUCAAUGCCAUGCUGCGCAAGAAGCUCAUCAUCCUAGUUGGCGAUGAUGCACAGCUGGCGCCUGUCUGCAAGCAUCAGUGCACACACGAGGAUGAACCCCCUGCCACAGCUGCCGAGCUGGAUGCUGUGUUUGGGGUGUGUGCACCGGACAACAUGCACUUCAUCGGGGAGUCACAGGUGGCAGCCACAUGCAAUGCAAACGCGACAGUGCUGUGUACCCAUCAGGAGGACGCGCUGCAGCACAACCUGACCAUUCUGCGGUGCCUGGAAGGCACCGCCCUCGGCAAAGUAUGCCCCUGUCCCCUGUCCCACAAUGUCACUGCCCCAGACGCCAUGCUGGCCCUGGACCAAUGGCUCCAGGAGCCCACGUUUCGGACGCUGCCAUGCAUGGCCAUUGGCGUGCUUGUCUGCUUAACCGACAAUGUCUCCCUGGCCCGUGGAGCCGCCAAUGGCACGACUGGCAAUGUGGCCGAGCUCCUGUUCGAUGCAGAUGGCCAUGUCGAUAAAGUCAAGGUCCAGCUAGCAACCACAGGGAAGACGUUGGGAUGCAGUGUCACCCGCUACAAGAUCCUGAAUGGUGUCUGA
Molecule: messenger RNA, 3723 nt
Organism: Volvox carteri f. nagariensis
Lineage: Eukaryota; Viridiplantae; Chlorophyta; Chlorophyceae; Chlamydomonadales; Volvocaceae
Exons: 16
Coding region: 1-3723 (1240 amino acids)
Biological process (GO): DNA repair; telomere maintenance
Molecular function (GO): ATP hydrolysis activity; DNA helicase activity
Source: RefSeq, a predicted model, not a curated record